Messenger RNA from Raphanus sativus (radish), 1642 nucleotides. Its product is annotated as agamous-like MADS-box protein AGL6. The record is from RefSeq and is a predicted model, not a curated record. Gene Ontology annotation, biological process: regulation of DNA-templated transcription. Gene Ontology annotation, cellular component: nucleus. NCBI's taxonomy places the organism in Eukaryota, Viridiplantae, Streptophyta, Magnoliopsida, Brassicales, Brassicaceae. The transcript is spliced from 8 exons. The coding region runs from base 1033 to 1431 and encodes 132 amino acids. Gene Ontology annotation, molecular function: nucleic acid binding; RNA-DNA hybrid ribonuclease activity; DNA-binding transcription factor activity.
CUUUUAUCUACAAAAGAUUAGCGGUUCUUGAGGAGAGAGGAACUCAGUAUCAAGAAAAAGGAGAAAGAAGUAUGGGAAGAGGGAGAGUGGAGAUGAAGAUGAUAGAGAACAAAAUCAAUAGACAAGUGACCUUCUCAAAAAGAAAAAACGGGUUGUUAAAGAAAGUUUAUGAGCUCUCUGUUCUCUGCGAUGCUGAAGUUGCUCUCAUCGUCUUCUCUAGCCGCGGCAAGCUCUAGGAGUUCGGCAGUGUCGGAGUGUUGGAGGAAGGCUAACGAAGAGGAGGAAGUAGAGGAGGAACUCGUUGACUCCCUCACUAUGGAGAUGGAAACAGCGCCCCCUUGGACACCCCGAAUCCCGACCUGCCAAAUCGAUGCUUCAUGGAUCGCCAAUGGCAGCGUCAGUGGCUUAGGGUGGAGUUUUAAGGAUCACAUGGGCUCUGAAUUCUUUGGAUUGCGAGCGUGUAGGAGGACCCUCUCAGCUUUACAUGCUGAGAUGGAAGGUCUACUCUGGGCAGCUUCAUGUAUUAGGAACAUGAGGAUAACCACGAUGAGGUUCGAGACAGAUUGUACGGACCUAGUAGAUAUGGUCACAAACCCGGAAGAUUGGCCUGCUUUUGUGAGAGAGACCGACUUGUUUCGGAGCCUCCAGGAGGGUUUUGAGGAUGUGAGAGUUUCUCAUAUUCCACGGGAUCGGAAUGGACGUGCAGACGCUUUAGCUAAGGAGGCAAGAAAUAGAAGUUAUACCUUUAUCCACAUAGAUCAGACCCGGUCAGACGGAGGGGAUCCUCGGAGAACCGACUCGUCUAACCACCACUUGAUCUAAUGAAGAUGGACAGCCGACAAAAAAAAAAAAAAAAAAAAUUAAGCUAAUGAUCUCUUGUGUGUAAUAAUAUUUUCUGCUGAAUUUGCAGAGUUGAAAGAACAAUUGAACGGUAUCAUCGUUGCUACAACUGUUCUCUGAGCAAUAAUAGGCCUGAGGUGUCUACACAGAAUUGGUGUCAAGAGGCACUUGCUUGGAGAAGAUCUUGGAGAAAUGAGCGUGAAGGAACUGCAAGGGUUGGAGAGGCAGCUGGAAGCCGCUCUUUCUGCCACUCGAAAACGCAAGACACAAGUUAUGAUGGAAGAAAUGGAAGAUCUUCGGAAAAAGGAGAGACAACUCGGAGACAUAAACAAACAACUUAAGAUUAAGUUUGAGGUCGAAGGCCAUGCUUUCAAAUCGUUGCAAGACUUAUGGUCAAACACGACAGCAUCAGUGCCCAGUGAUCCCAACAAUUCUGAAUUUCCGAUUCAGCCUAGUGCAGUGGAUUGCAACACCGAACCUUUUUUACAAAUUGGGUUCCAGCAACAUUACUACAUGCAAGGUGAAGAUUCUUCUGUAUCAACAAGAAACAUGGGAUGUGAGACCAAUUUCGUCCAGGGUUGGGUUCUUUGACAUGUUGUUGACUACAUCCAAAGGCCACUAGUGUCACGGCAAUUUCAGCUCUAAAGCUCAAUUUUCCAGUUACACUUGUUCUUAGCUCAAACUCGUUUGAAUGUAUUCGCAUGUUUGGGUUCUUUAAAUACUUUCUUCCCGUUUGUGUUUUCUCCCUUGUCUAAAAACAUUUGUUUGGGUUUACUAACACUCAUUUUCAUAAUCAUAAGAA